Haemonchus placei is the source of this 636-nucleotide messenger RNA. NCBI's taxonomy places the organism in Eukaryota, Metazoa, Nematoda, Chromadorea, Rhabditida, Trichostrongylidae. The record is from the annotation of a GenBank genome assembly.
UUGCCUGCUAUCCAUACAAAUCGAGAAAAUCGUCGCGCUACAUGCCCAGAAAUCUACCUCUAUCCCGCUUCUACUGCCCCACCACGUCAGGUGUUACUGCGGUUAUACGGUAGCCGAAAUUCCGGGAAAAAGACGCUUGCUCAUCAAAUUUACCAUAUCGCUUCAACGACUACUCCCGAUCAGACCCAUGUCAUAUCAAAUGCAACGGAAGAGGCCGGAUCAAAGAGCAUUACCUUUCUUUUGAACGGUGAAGAAGUGAAGCUGGAAAUCGUAAUGGAGUCAGCGCUCGAGUCCAUGCCAUUCACCGACCAUAUCACUAUGUUCGUUGUUGUCUAUUCAGUGGACAGCCGUGAAUCAUUUAAGAAAGCUACCCGUCUUCUGUACAGACAGUGGUUCAUACAGGUCACCAUGAGAAUUACCAUUUUUUCAGAAGGUAAAUCUCUCGCAAAAAUCUACAAAUGUAGUUUUGUCGAAGUGUCAGCCCUCCUCUCGAUGAACAUCAACACAAUGUGGGCAGAGCUGAUCAAGCAACUUCACUACAAACCGGCGGACCGAUCAUGGAUGCAACGACUUCUCCUUCGAGGACGACACUUAGCUAAAUCCUGCGAGGAAAUCGUGCAAAGGAUAAUGUCCUAA